Urocitellus parryii (Arctic ground squirrel) is the source of this 5614-nucleotide messenger RNA. NCBI's taxonomy places the organism in Eukaryota, Metazoa, Chordata, Mammalia, Rodentia, Sciuridae. The record is from RefSeq and is a predicted model, not a curated record.
CGGGGCCGGCAGAGAGCCGUAGCUCAGAAGAAAGAUGAGACCAAUCCAGCGAGAUUAUGGAAGAGUGUAGCCACAUGCAAAAGCAGUUGGAUUUACAAAAUGGUAGCACCGAGGAAGGAUUUGUAGUGCAAUCCCUGGACACAGAUUCCCAAAAUAUGAUGGAGAGCCUAAGCCCCAAAAAAUAUUCUUCCAGCCUGAAAUUUAAAGCCAAUGGAGACUAUUCUGGUUCAUAUUUAACCCUCUCACAACCCGUGCCUGCUAAGAGGAGCCCUUCUCCUUUGGGCACCAAUGUCAGGAGCAGCCCCUCCUUGACCAAAAUCCAGGGGAGCAAGCAAUUCUCUGAUGAAACCGACAAGAGUAUGUCCAUGAAGCCUCCCACUCCCGUCCUUAGCACUACUCACUCCCUCAGUGGCUAUCCACUUGGAAGGGCAGAUUUUGAGCAUUAUACUGGCCGGGACACUGAAAGGUCCUCGAGACUUUCAGAGAAACCUCCCUAUUCUAAAUACAGCUCUAGGAAUAAAUCCCAUGAUAAUGUCUACUUUUUUGGAGGACUGGAAGGACGAAAGGCAUCUGGCUCACUCCUGGCCAUGUGGAAUGGUGGUUCCCUGAAUGACAGUGGGCCCCCUCCCAUCAGCAGAUCUGGGGCAGCUAGCAUGCCUUCAAGCCCAAAGCAAGCCAGGAAAAUGAACAUUCAGGACAACCUGGCACUUCAGCCCAAGUUAACCCGACACAAGGAAYCUGCAUCUGAAAAUGUCAGUUUAAGAACUAGGAAGUAUUCAGGCAGCAGCCUAAGCCACAUGGGAGCCUACAGCAGAUCGCUUCCCAGGUUGUACAAAGCCACAGAGAACCAGCUGACRCCUCUCAGCUUGCCUCCAAGAAAUUCUCUCGGCAAUUCCAAACGAACCAGACCACCGGGGGAAAAGGAUCUACCUCAUAGCGUGAUAGACAAUGACAAUUACCUUAAUUUUUCCUCUCUAAGCUCAGGGGCUUUACCUUAUAAAACCUCUGCCUCUGAGGGCGUUCCUUAUGCAAGUUCCACCCUCAGUGUACCUGCCAGUCCUCGGGUGGCUCGGAAGAUGCUUCUGGCCUCCACCUCCUCCUGUGCCUCUGAUGACUUUGACAGGGCUCUAUUCUCGGGGACCAGCCCAAGCCAUUCAUUUCCUACUGUGGAAAUAGACAGAGUGUUCGUGGCCAGGAGGAACUUCUCUUGUGGCUCUGUGGACUUCGAUGACACUGAGUUGGACAGCCUCAGACAGGCCUCAGGGACCCCCCAGCCUGUCCUUCGGGAAAGGAAAAGCAGUAUCAGCUCCAUUUCAGGACGCGAUGACCUCAUGGAUUAUCAUCGGCGACAGAGGGAGGAAAGAUUGAGGGAGCAGGAGAUGGAGCGAUUGGAAAGACAGCGUCUGGAGACCAUCCUCAGUCUCUGUGCUGAGUACACAAAGCCUGACAGUCGCUUGUCCACAGGCACGACCGUGGCAGAUGUGCAGAAAAUCAACAGGGAACUUGAAAAGCUGCAGAUCUCCGAUGAGGAGUCCGUGUUUGAAGAAGCCCUGGUGUGCCCUGACACAAGAUACAGGUGUCACCGGAAGGGCUCUCUCCACAAUGCGGAUUUGGCGGGCUUUGGGAGCCUCAGUCAGAGCAGUGCCAGCUUCCUCGCCCCCAGGAACAUCAGGAACGAUGAACUGCUUGGUGACCUCACCAGGACUCCCCCAACACCCCAGUCUGCCUUUCUGAAAGCUUCCAGCGAGUCCUCCUACCUAAGUAUCUUACCAAAGACCCCAGAAGGGAUAAGCGAAGAACAGAGGACUCAGGAGUUAGCCACAAUGGAAGAUGCCAGAAUCACAAUUCUGAACAACCUUGAAGAACUUGAACAAAAAAUCAAAGAUAUAAAUGACCAGAUGGAUGAAUCCUCCAGAGAGUUGGAUAUGGAAUGUGCUCUUUUGGAUGGAGAGCAGAAAUCCGAAACAACUGAACUUAUGAAGGAGAAGGAGAUUUUGGAUCAUCUAAACCGGAAAAUAGCAGAACUGGAAAAGAACAUUGUUGGUGAAAAGACCAAGGAGAAGGUAAAGCUUGAUGCUGAAAGGGAAAAACUAGAGAGGCUUCAGGAGCUUUACUCCGAGCAGAAGACCCAGCUGGACAAUUGUCCUGAGUCCAUGAGGGAACAGUUACAACAACAACUGAAGAGGGAUGCUGACCUGUUGGAUGUUGAAAGCAAACACUUUGAAGACCUAGAAUUCCAGCAGCUUGAGCAUGAGAGCCGUCUGGAUGAGGAAAAGGAGAACUUGACCCAACAGCUCCUGCGUGAAGUGGCUGAAUAUCAGCGGAACAUAGUCACUAGAAAGGAAAAAAUUUCUGCACUGAAAAAACAAGCCAAUCACAUUGUUCAGCAGGCUCAGAGAGAACAAGACCAUUUUGUAAAAGAAAAGAAUAAUUUAAUAAUGAUGCUACAAAGAGAAAAGGAAAAUCUUUGUAAUUUGGAAAAGAAAUACUCCAGCCUUUCUGGGGGAAAAGGGUUUCCUGUUAACCCCAGUACGCUCAAAGAGGGCUAUCUCAUUGUAAGUGAAAUUAAUGAGCCAUGUGGCAAUUCCACGAAUCUGUCCCCUUCCACUCAGUUCCCUGCUGAUGCUGAUGCUGUUGUCACUGAGCCCGCCUCAGCUGUGCCGCAAAGACCACCUGUCUGUUCUGGAUUUAUGUUUCCUUCCACUCUUUCUCCUCAUCCUGUCAUUCAACCUUCAUCAACCCCUUGGCCCGAAGUCAUGGCUCCACCUGUUGAUCCUUUCCCUUUAAAUGACACACCUCCUCCUCUACCAGCUAAGAAACACAGAAGGCAACAGCAGCAGGAACCACAGCACUUUAGAAGUCUGGAAGAAAGGAAAAAACAGCAUAAAGAAGGCCUCUAUCUGAGUGACACUUUGCCUCGAAAGAAAACCACACCUUCCAUCUCCCCACAUUUCAGCAGUGCCACAAUGGGGAGAAGCUCCACCCCAAAGGCUCACCUGCCUCUGGGACAGAGCAACAGCUGUGGCAGUGUGCUCCCUCACUCGCUGGCAACCAUGACCAAAGACUCAGAAUCUCGGAGGAUGCUCAGAGGUUAUAAUCACCAGCAGAUGAGUGAAGGACAAAGGCAGAAAUCCGAAUUUUACAACCGCACAGCAUCUGAGUCAAAUGUGUACUUGAAUAGUUUCCAUUAUCCAGACCACAGCUACAAGGACCAGGCCUUUGACACUUUGAGCCUGGACAGCUCUGACAGCAUGGAGACCAGCAUCUCUGCCUGCUCACCCGACAAUAUCUCUAGUGCCAGUACUUCAAAUAUUGCUAGAAUAGAAGAAAUGGAGAGGCUGUUGAAACAGGCUCAUGCCGAAAAGACACGGCUGCUUGAAUCCAGGGAACGGGAAAUGGAAGCCAAAAAACGAGCUCUGGAAGAAGAAAAACGACGCCGAGAACUCCUAGAAAAACGAUUGCAGGAAGAAACUAGCCAGAGGCAGAAGUUAAUAGAGAAGGAAGUGAAAAUAAGGGAGAAACAAAGGGCACAGGCUCGUCCCUUGACACGUUAUCUACCUGUCCGGAAGGAAGACUUUGAUUUGCGAAGCCACGUAGAAACUGCUGGCCACAAUAUUGACACCUGUUAUCACGUAUCCAUCACAGAGAAGACCUGUCGAGGAUUCCUCAUCAAAAUGGGUGGAAAAAUUAAAACUUGGAAAAAACGUUGGUUUGUUUUUGAUCGAAAUAAGAGAACAUUUUCUUAUUAUGCAGAUAAGCAUGAAGCUAAAUUAAAAGGAGUAAUAUACUUUCAAGCCAUUGAAGAAGUAUAUUAUGAUCACCUUAAGAAUGCUAAUAAGAGCCCUAAUCCAUUACUCACCUUUAGUGUCAAGACGCAUGACAGAAUCUAUUAUAUGGUGGCCCCAUCACCCGAAGCCAUGAGGAUCUGGAUGGAUGUGAUAGUUACCGGGGCAGAAGGAUAUACUCACUUCUUGUUGUAGUGAAUAGAAGAAAUCGUCCACUUCAGGGCAGACUGCAAUAAUCCCAUACAAGAAUGAAGCCAUAUGCAAUCUCAGAUGGAAUGACCUGACACACCCCUCCUUUAACUGUACAUGCUCAGAACUCUUUUCUUAUUGGGAAGUCUUUUGUAAAAAGAAAGAAGAAGCUUAAUUCAAAGUUUGAUCAUACAUAGCAAAAGAAUUAAAGUUCCUGUGAGAAACACUAUUUUGAUAAAUAUCAUAUAUGAACAUUUCAUAUGAACUAUUUUUAYCAAUUGUUGGUUUUGGUGAAAUGAAUAACAGUUUACAAAAUGUCUGUAUAUAUGUACUUGGAAAUAUGGAAUUAUUUUAGCAUCCAAAUCAUUGCCAUUGACAUUAUUGGUAAUCAACUGACUUUUUAAAAAACAGCAUUUUAUAAAAACAAGCAAAUAAGGGCUUGGAGGAGAAUGUCCUUUAAGAAUUUUGCCUUAAUUUUUAAGUACUGCACCAAAACCAAAGACUUGGCAUGACUUCUAUUUAACAGUAGUAGUUUCAAGUAGUGACUGCACUUGGUGUUGCUCUAUAUUUUUAAAUGAUAUUUUGAUGCCAUUAAGUGCCGUGGAAAUUGUCAUUGCAAUGUCAUCAUCAGUAUAAGCUAUGAAACAUAUAUAGUAAACCAUUUAUUAUAAAAGAAUAAAAAAAUAGCUGUGUGUUUCAAAAAAAAAAAAAAAGCCCCUGUAGACAACAGACAUUCUCUCAUAUUGAACAAUUUUAAAUAAAGAGAACAUUUGAUGUUAGGAACUUAUUUUGCUGAAGAUUUCUCCAUUCCCAAUGCUGAGAGUAAAGGCAACCAGUAACAUAUUUUCUUUAUGGAUUGUUAUGGAGCAUACUUAUUAACUGCAGCCUCUCAUGACUUAACUCUGAAUUCAUAGCUCUGUUUUCACCAAAGAACAGAAUAAUUAAAAUACCUAUUUACAGAAAUGGUGUAGUUCUAUAAAAAGGCAAGCAAAGUUCACUUAACAUUCUCUAUAAUAGUUUAUUAUGUAUUUCUUCUACUUAGCUUUUGUUUUUUGGAGUUAAAUUAAUUUUUGUUGAAUUAAAUGACUUCAGGCAAGUCUCUUUUAUAAUGGUUUUUCGGAUGCCAUUUAAUCUAGUUUUCCAUGUUUUGUGUGUUUGUAAGUAUGAAUGUACUCUUUCCCAGACAUGGCAAAUAAAUAGAAGUAGAAAACAAUGACAUAACUUACAAAGGGGAAAUGACUAGCUUAAAAGUGUCUAUAAAAUCCGUCAGGCCUGAUUGGGUACAAUUUUCUUUUUUAUUUUGCAACGUAGUCUGUAUACAUAUGUACCUGUUGCCAAUAAUAAGAUUUUGCAACUGGAUGACACAAGAUUUUACUUGAACAAUGAAGGACAAAAAUCAUGAUUGUAGAAGAUAUUUUUAAAAUAUGAUUUUAAAGAGAUCACCUUUAAACUGAUUAAUGAUCUAAGAGAUUGAAAUGCAAUUGUUGAGAUUUUGUUGGUUAAUAUGAAGACAAAACUUUUCUGUACUGUAUUAUCUCCAUAGGAUUGUAAGGGUAUUCUAAUCAAUUUGCAUGAUUUAAACCUUUUAAAUUUGUGUGUUAAAUGUAUUGAGUUUGGAUUAAAAUGUUGACCUGAUUUCA